AUGCAUGCAAAAUGUGACCGGCUGCUCAGCUGUGACCCUAGACAUAGACCUUCGGCUGUUGAGAUUCUAGCGAAACCAUUCCUGAACAAUGUAGUAAUUCAAAACCAGGGGAUUCCAAUGGGCCUUGAAGAAAGCCUCAAUCAAUCCUUCAGGAUCUUUGAUGUGGCCUACAAUAACCGCUAUAAAAACUUUGAGGCCUUAGUUAAAGAGUGGGGAGUAACAACAGAUUCACUAGAGGAGGUUCAUCAUAAAUGUACAGCAGGCACUCUGGCAGGUUCAGUGAUUGGAGCAGCAGGUGGAAUCACUGCAGUGGUUGGUGCGAUUUUGGCUCCUUUCACUUUUGGAGCAUCUCUGAUUGUUACAGGUGUUGGGGUUGGAGUUGGAGUUGCAGGUGGUGUAACAGGUGCUGCUUCCAGCAUUACCAAUACAGUCAAACAAAAAUCACUCCGUGAGAAUAUUCAGAGAAUUCAGCAGAACUUUACAGGUGUGACACCACUUAUCGAGUCACUGAAUGCACUGAGAAGGGUACUAAAAGUAAUCCAAAAGAUCAGAGAUUUUGUCAGUGACUCCUCUGACAACGUGAAAAUGUCACACGAUGUAGACAGAAGAAGACUAGUGUGUGCCACAGAACUCAUGCAUCUAGGUCUGCUGGCAAAUGUUGGCAGAAUUGCUGCUCAAACCGCCAGAGUAGGACGCGCAGCAGCAACAGCAGUAGCCACAGUCACAGGAGUGUUGAGUGGACUAUUAGUCGUUGUUGACACGGUCUUCAUAGUGAUGGAUUCUCUAGACAUUCACCAGAUGAGACAGGGAAAAGUAGAUGAUCCAAACAAGGUGAAGUCAAGUUUACUGAAGUCUAUUGCUGAAAUGAGGAAAACACAUACAGAACUAUGCAAUGUGUAG
Cyprinus carpio (common carp) is the source of this 900-nucleotide messenger RNA. RefSeq names its product apolipoprotein L4-like. The record is from RefSeq and is a predicted model, not a curated record. The transcript is spliced from 3 exons. Bases 1 to 900 code for a protein of 299 amino acids. Lineage: Eukaryota; Metazoa; Chordata; Actinopteri; Cypriniformes; Cyprinidae.